Penicillium waksmanii is the source of this 279-nucleotide messenger RNA. RefSeq lists its product as uncharacterized. The transcript has a single exon. Bases 1 to 279 code for a protein of 92 amino acids. The record is from RefSeq and is a predicted model, not a curated record. Lineage: Eukaryota; Fungi; Ascomycota; Eurotiomycetes; Eurotiales; Aspergillaceae.
AUGUCCAAAGAUCCAACAGCCAUUCGACAAGCGCUAGAACGUGCCCGAAAUUGCGAAGAUGGCGCGGUAGACACGCAAACAACCGCCCUCCUCGAAGCCGCCAUCACAGAACUAUGGACGAGAAUCCAACGCGAUCCGGACACCUACGUCCUUACUCGAGACGAGUUCGCCCUCUUCAACUACUUCCUCGAACGAUACCGCGGCUCCACCGUGGCACAACGGGCCGUGGCGCGCUUUUGGAAUAACUACCAUGGUUCCCCGAAUGCGGACUUGAAAUGA